Messenger RNA from Culex pipiens pallens (northern house mosquito), 1905 nucleotides. RefSeq names its product cell surface glycoprotein 1-like. The transcript has 4 exons. The annotation marks the transcript as partial. The record is from RefSeq and is a predicted model, not a curated record. Lineage: Eukaryota; Metazoa; Arthropoda; Insecta; Diptera; Culicidae. Gene Ontology annotation, molecular function: catalytic activity.
CCAGAACCAGAACCAGAACCAGAACCAGAACCAGAACCAGAACCAGAACCAGAACCAGAACCAGAACCAGAACCAGAACCAGAACCAGAACCAGAACCAGAACCAGAACCAGAACCAGAACCAGAACCAGAACCAGAACCAGAACCAGAACCAGAACCAGAACCAGAACCAGAACCAGAACCAGAACCAGAACCAGAACCAGAACCAGAACCAGAACCAGAACCAGAACCAGAACCAGAACCAGAACCAGAACCAGAACCAGAACCAGAACCAGAACCAGAACCAGAACCAGAACCAGAACCAGAACCAGAACCAGAACCAGAACCAGAACCAGAACCAGAACCAGAACCAGAACCAGAACCAGAACCAGAACCAGAACCAGAACCAGAACCAGAACCAGAACCAGAACCAGAACCAGAACCAGAACCAGAACCAGAACCAGAACCAGAACCAGAACCAGAACCAGAACCAGAACCAGAACCAGAACCAGAACCAGAACCAGAGCCAGAACCAGAACCAGAACCAGAACCAGAACCAGAACCAGAACCAGAACCAGAACCAGAACCAGAACCAGAACCAGAACCAGAACCAGAACCAGAACCAGAACCAGAACCAGAACCAGAACCAGAACCAGAACCAGAACCAGAACCAGAACCAGAACCAGAACCAGAACCAGAACCAGAACCAGAACCAGAACCAGAACCAGAACCAGAACCAGAACCAGAACCAGAACCAGAACCAGAACCAGAACCAGAACCAGAACCAGAACCAGAACCAGAACCAGAACCAGAACCAGAACCAGAACCAGAACCAGAACCAGAACCAGAACCAGAACCAGAACCAGAACCAGAACCAGAACCAGAACCAGAACCAGAACCAGAACCAGAACCAGAACCAGAACCAGAACCAGAACCAGAACCAGAACCAGAACCAGAACCAGAACCAGAACCAGAACCAGAACCAGUACCAGAACCAGAACCAGAACCAGAACCAGAACCAGAACCAGAACCAGAAACAAAUUCUUAUCAUUUUAUCAGUCACUACAUACAAACCGCCAAAUUGUUAAAAUGUGAGAGUUUGUUUUUCGCAUUGGCGAAUGAGUUGCAACCUCGCAACUUCGAUGUUGUGGCACUGCAGGAGGUGUGCUUGGAGGAGGAGCAGGUGCUCGACUGGCCAGGUCGGCAGACCGAUUCCCGUUUUUUUCUGAGCGGCGGCAAGGACAAGAAGCUGGGUACCGGCUUUAUUGUGCGGGGCAAGAUGCAGGAUCGCGUGUUCGGCUUCACGGCGAUCAGCGAGCGGAUGUGCAAGUUGAGGAUAAGAGGCCGUUUCUUCAACUACAGCAUAAUCAACGUGCACUGCCCCCACGAGGAAAAGUCCGAUGAUGAAAAGGAAGCAUUCUACGCGACGCUGGAGGAGGUGUAUGACGGCUGUCCGCGGCAGGAUGUGAAAGUCAUCAUUGGGGAUAUGAACGCUCGGUUUGGGAGGGAGGAAAUGUAUCGGCCGACAAUAGGCCCAGAAAGCCUGCACUCGGUCACGAACGACAACGGCCAACGCUGCAUUGACUUUGCAGCCUCCCGAGGAAUGGUGGUCAGGAGCACCUACUUCCCUCGCAAGGACAUCCACAAAGCCACCUGGACAUCACCUGACCAACGGACGAAAACGCAAAUCGACCACCUGUCGACGGUGUUUAACCAACGCCGGAGCCGGCGGGCCCCUCCGUUCAACACCGCGUGUCUUCAGAACGGAGAAGUGGCCCACAGGUACGCGCAGCAGCUGGAAGCGAAUCUGCCAGGUGGAAGCAGUACUUCAACGAGCACCUUAACGGCGAUGAAGCGGACGGAGACGGCGUUGAAGUCAACCUUGGAGCGCCCGCAGCUGAUGAACAGUUCCCGGCGCCUGAUCUAG